Molecule: messenger RNA, 2413 nt
Organism: Castor canadensis (American beaver)
Lineage: Eukaryota; Metazoa; Chordata; Mammalia; Rodentia; Castoridae
Gene: Rgp1
Product: RGP1 homolog, RAB6A GEF complex partner 1
Source: RefSeq, a predicted model, not a curated record
CGCCACCGACGCCUCGUUCGCGCGGCCCACCUGGCCCAGUCCUGAAGGGGCGGGCAGGUGAGGGCCUUGAUACUCUGAGACCUCCUCACCUCUCCCCCGGGUUCUGACCGUGCGAGAUCCGAUUCCAGAGCUGCCAUGAUUGAAGUGGUAGCUGAGCUGAGCCGGGGUCCCGUAUUUCUGGCGGGGGAGGCGCUGGAGUGUGUAGUGACGGUCACCAACCCUCUGCCCCCUACGGCCACUUCUGCAUCCAGUGAGGCUCUGGCCUGGGCCAGUGCCCAGAUCCACUGCCAGUUCCAUGCCAGCGAGAGUCGUGUAGCACUGCCCCCCCCUGACUCUAAUCAGCCAGAUGUCCAGCCUGACAGCCAGACUGUCUUUCUGCCACACCGAGGUGAGAGGGGUCAGUGUAUUCUUUCUACUCCACCAAAAAUUCUGUUUUGUGACCUGAGGCUAGACCCUGGAGAAUCCAAAUCAUACUCCUACAGUGAAGUGCUGCCCAUAGAGGGACCACCCUCCUUUCGGGGUCAGUCAGUCAAGUAUGUCUACAAACUGACCAUUGGCUGCCAGCGUGUCAACUCACCCAUCACUUUACUCAGGGUCCCUUUGAGGGUUCUUGUGCUGACUGGCCUUCAGGAUGUCCGCUUUCCCCAGGAUGAGGCUGUAGCCCCAUCCAGUCCGUUCUUGGAGGAGGAUGAAGGUGGGAAGAAGGACUCUUGGCUAGCUGAGCUGGCUGGGGAGCGCCUCAUGGCUGCCACAUCCUGCCGCAGCCUCCAUCUAUAUAAUAUCAGUGAUGGCCGAGGGAAAGUUGGGACAUUUGGCAUCUUCAAAUCUGUGUACAGACUCGGCGAGGACGUGGUGGGGACCUUAAACUUAGGGGAAGGAACUGUAGCUUGUUUGCAGUUUUCAGUAAGCUUGCAGACUGAGGAACGUGUACAGCCUGAAUAUCAGCGGCGCCGUGGGGCAGGGGGUGCCCCCUCUGUUUCCCAUGUGACUCAUGCCCGGCACCAGGAGUCUUGCCUACACACAACCAGAACCAGCUUCUCUCUCCCCAUCCCUCUCAGUUCUACCCCAGGCUUCUGCACUGCCAUUGUGUCCCUGAAGUGGCGAUUGCAUUUUGAAUUCGUAACAUCUGGAGAACCAGAAUUGGCACUCCUGCCCCCUAUGGAACAGCCUGAAACUGCCACCUGGACAGGCCCUGAGCAAGUGCCAGUAGAUACCUUCAGCUGGGACCUCCCCAUCAAGGUGCUGCCUACAAGUCCCACCCUGGCCUCAUAUGCUGCCCUAGGCCCCAGCACCAGCACCAUAACCAUCUGAAACUGGCCCACCUGCCCACUGUGGCAGUAGGUUCUUCAGAUACUGAGAACUCAGCACCUGGACUCUACUGGGGCCCACUUUUCCUACCUGGGGCCCAAUGGCAAAGACAAUGAGAGGCUGGCUUUCUGCUAUAGCAUUUAUUUAUUCAGAAUAAAUUGGCAGCUGCUAGUGGUUUCCCUGGAAGUGGCAGCAGCAGUGAGCAGUCAGCAGAUGGAUGAUCAGUUGAGUUUAGCUGGAGUGGGGAGCAGGAGCCCCAGAAACAGGGGUGUUAGCUGAGCCCCACUCUAGGUCAGACCCCCUUCCUUUGCAGGGCAGCCGAGGGUCAGAUUUUUGCACCAGGGAAAAUUGGCAGGUUCCUGCCUCCUGAUGAAUCUCACACUCAGCAGGGAAGUCGAUGGGAUGCUGAGAUCUGGGGAAUCAAGCAUGGGGAAAGAGCACAAUGAAAAGCCACCUUUAUGGCUCCCCAUUCCCUCUCAUAGCCAUCCUUCUAUAUCCUCCUUUAGUGUCACCUGGUUCUCCUAACUCAGCCCCCAUAUAAGGACUUUUUUGUUGUAUAGCAGAAGUAGUUUCCCUAUAGACCCACCUCAGCAUCCCUCACUUUGUGGUCUGAAGCCUUAUCUUUCUCACUCUUGUUAGUACCAGUCUCACUCUCUGGCCAGUCUCAUCUACUCUUCUGUUCAUUCUUACUUCACAGCAACUUAGUCACUCCCUGGCCAUCCCCCAGUUACACACAUCACAGGCAUUCCGUCGGGACGUUCAUGGUAACUCACGUGUCACAGCAGCCCACACCGACGGGAUGCAGACAGGUGCAAUGGAAACAGUCCUUGCGGAGCCAAGACUCACCCAGGGUGAAAUAUUUCCCCUCAUAGUGACAGGGGGCUAGGAAGGAUGAGAAAUGUUAGUGGGUAUAGAAGUGGUGGCAGCAAUCUCUUCUAGUCUGGGGUGGGAGAGAGUCAGUGUACACUAAUCCCCAUAUGUAGUGUUUCCUAUUUCAUGGCUGGAGGGAAUCUGGAUAUUCUGACCCAGGGUUACUCUGAGCCCUUGCCCCGAUCCUCUUCCUUUCCUAACACCUGAUCCCACUUUACCUUGAGCUUGGAAGUAG